Molecule: messenger RNA, 648 nt
Organism: Capsicum annuum
Lineage: Eukaryota; Viridiplantae; Streptophyta; Magnoliopsida; Solanales; Solanaceae
Exons: 1
Coding region: 1-648 (215 amino acids)
Source: RefSeq, a predicted model, not a curated record
AUGAUUGUUGUUGCUCAGCAUCGGAAUCAGUUCCAUGGGAGAAGCAGGGCACAUGGUCCUGCUCGAUUUGGGUCAUAUGGUUCACCUCCUUCUGGUGGGUUUAGGGAGGUAAAUUGUAGGGCUUUUGAGUCCAGAGCAGGUUUAUUUCAAACCCAAUCGAAGUCUGUCAAGAAACCUGUCAACAAAAGAGCCUCCUCGGGUUUCUUGUCUCCCCAAAAGCGAUCACCUUUAACACCACUGCCUGUUAAUACUGUUAAGUUUUACUCUGAAGAUCAGAAGAAAUCAAGAAAACCAGGCAGAAGCAACACGAUUACUAUACCAUUUAACCUCAAUGGGGAUGUUGGUUCUAGGAAUGAGAAUUCCUUGAGUGAUGAGUUUCCAUUCUCUGAACUAUGGGCAGGGCCAGCUUAUUCGAAUUCUCCUCCUCCUAGUUCUCUGCCCAUGCCCAAGUUAUCCCUCAGGCCUAAGAGGGCUGCCUCUCUUGAAUUUCCUGUUUCAGCAUCUGAUAUUGAUUUACGUCCCUUCGCCAAAUCUGCACCAGCAACCCCAACCAGGGAGCGCAGCCCUUCUCCAGGAAUUGUAUUUGACAGUAUUGACUUUGCGACACAGACUCUUCGUCGCAUGCUCAACCUUGAAAUUACAGAUUAA